UCAAUGAAAUAUUACAAUAUAUGAACUGGUUCUAAACGCUAUGCUUAAAUGCGCCGCACUGUGGGUACCAAAUCAAACUAACAUUUUUGUUCAAAAUUUCAAACAUACCAAUUGUGGAUAGAGUAAUUAAAUUUUUAAUGGAUUAAGCGGUGAACAUGCAUCAUUGUAUCUAAACAGCAAUGGAAGUAACAAGAUACAAGACUGACGCGAAGUGUUAUCCUCGUUACAAAUCUGCAACUGGGCGAUUAUCUGACAUUUCAAGACGAACGCAUUCCCUUUGGAACUCUACUUUCGGAGAAUCGUUUCCAACACAGGCACUUGACGAGGAGAUUGAAAGCGACACAAAAAGUUAUCAUGUAGAUUUAUUUCUAUUUGAUAGAAACGGAGAAAGGAAAAUAUCCUAUACUAAUGGCACUAACAUGUUAUUGCAUAAUGAAGGUAUAAGCCUCCAGGAAUCCUACAAAUGCGAUAAUGUGGUUACCUUCUUAAAUGAAAAACAACAUUUAUUGAAGUCUACAUCGGUUCUUAUCUUCCGAGACCACACAUGUCUUAGGAAUGAAAUAAAGAAUGUCUCAUCUAAACAAAAUGUUGUCAUUUUAUCGAGCAAACAAAAAUGGUGCACACUUGAGAAAACACAUGCACAACAUCCAAAUCUGAAGGUUUCUACAGACGACACAAUUGCAGCUGACAUCGGUUUAUUGCUUGAAAUUACAGCAUUUAAACCAUUCAGGCAUAAGUUCGAUAUCAUCAAAAGUGUUACGGAUGAAACACAGGUGUUCGCCCCACCUAAAGAAAAGGCCAAUGGCUCCUUAUCUGAUCCUCCAGCAACUGGACAUGUAAGCGGCUUGCAAUUUACUCGGACCAAAAAGGGAACUAAAAGGAAACAUUGUGACUACACAGACAAUUGGACUGAGACAUUAACUGGUAGCUCUCUUGAAAAUAAUGUCCGCGAAACAAGAAGUAAGAAUAUGCUGCGCAAAGCAGAGACGGGGACUCCACAAGACGGAAACUUAGGGUUUGUAUCCAGUAGUAUUAAACACAUCACUGACAACGGGAAAAAUAAGUUUGUAGAAAACAAACCCAAGUUUCAGCGUCUUUUGGGGGAGAUAAUUGGUAUGUAUAAACGAAGUAAGAUACCUGACGAUUUAAAGCCCUCUCUGGACGAUAUUCCAACGGAAACAGUAAGUAGAAAGGUAUUGACAGACUUGUACACCAUAAGUGGUUCGAUACAAGGAUACUCAUACCGUUUCCGCACCAGACUCCAGAUCUUUGUAUCAAAAGAUGACAUUGAUAGAUUAAAACCAAAAAUUGUCCAAACACUUGAAAAACAUGGUUUAGCACAAGGUGAUUAUGAUAUAGUUCCACCAAUUGAUGAUGUGACUCAUUACAAGAAAAUACACACCGGAGCGAGAGUAGAGAGGGGCAAACUUUAUGGCAGUAUUGCUGGAUUUGUUUCAAUGCACAAAGUAGAGCAGAGCGAGGAUUUGUGCGCAAUUGCAUCCAAGCAUCUCCUUGAUGGACAAAGAUCUGUAGAACUUACGAAUGACGAACUAAGAAUCACGGCUGAUGUCAUUCCGGAAACAGCCCCAGGUGAUCAACAAAUGGUUUAUGAUAUUGCUGCAGCAAAAAUCAGGACAAAUGACAAAAAAUACUGUGAUGGAAGAUUCAGAAACGAAAGUGGAAUAUUUAUGAAAGGAAAGAUAUGUAGCUAUGAUGAUGAUCAGCUCGAUUGCCAAUACGUGCAUACCUAUGGUGCAUCAACAUCCAGAGGUCAAGGCAUAAUAUCGAUGACACAAUACAAUAAACGCACAGAAAACGAAGGAUCAAAUCCGAACAAAGAACGCGAAGUUAACGAGGACAUGAAUCUUAACACAGAACGUGAAGAUAACGAGGAAUCGAAUAUAAACAAUGUACACGAAGAUCACAACAAAACAUACAUCGUUGUUGAAGACAGAGAGGGUACUGACCCAUUCUGUGUCAAAGGUGACAGCGGAUCAAUGGUAUGUGCGGACGACGAAGACGGCAAUCAUGUACAAUUAAUUUCAACCGUGAUGGGUGAAAGGGAAAAAGGAUCUUAUACAACACUUCGCUUAACAAAAGCAAUUGCCAAAUUAGAAGAGCAGACAGAGAGUCAGAUAUAUUUUCUAGAUUGAGAGGUUAACGCUGCGCCCCCAAUAUUUAUAAGCUGUAUGAUUUAUAUAGGGGGAUUCUAUCUUUGAAGUGAGUAGUUUAAUGAAUAGAUGAUUUGACUUAGUGUUACCAAAUUUAUAUUUCAUCUACGUCUGUUGAAGGUUCGCUGUAUUUAAUGUAGAUUUCGUGCAAUUUCUUUCAUCAAUCACAGUAUAUUGAUUUUACUAUUGAAUACCAAACAUAUGUAGAGACCGUAUAAGAGUUCUUCGCGCACUUUGAUUUUUGUAAAUAAAAUUGGAUGCAUACGUGCACCGGUAACAAGUUAAAACGUAACCAAUGGACUUUAUGUCUAGGAAUCAUUGGAAUGAACGAAUGGCAGUCGAUCUUUAUUUUCUCUUUGGACAUCAGGUAACAUGGCUGCCACGUAAGAAAACAAAAACAUCAAGCCAUUUGAAAAAAAAAACCCAACAAACUUCGUAAAUACAUCUCAAAAAGCAAGAAAUUUGCUACAGAUACGUAUAAAAAGGAUAUCAUUGUAACAAGCGAGUUAAAAACAAAUUAAAUAUACAUAAGAGUGAAGUAUUGGACGAUCAACCUAUUCUCUUUGUUUGAAAAUCUUCGCGGGUCAGUUGAUCCGAAAACAAUAACACAAACAUUUACCUUUAAUAUCUACUACGAAUAAUGUCCGAAACCCUUGGUACUUCAAAUCUAAAGCGGGGACAUAUAGAGAUCGUAAGUCCAUCUGAACAGGGCCAGCAUCACGCUGGAGCCCCAGACCCGACCCGCUCUAAAAUGUUGUCCCCUGACGUGCACCUCCAUGCGCCACAACAAGUACCUGUGCCCCUUGAUCAAAAUCAACAACCACCCCAGGUGUCACUCUGCUGAACACCGUCGAUAUAAUUACAUCGGUGGUAUCAAGCCCUCAGAUAACAGAACAAAUAAAAUUUGCCAUGAUCCUAGUUAUAUCAACUAUAGCAGAAACCGUAGUUAAACCUGUAGCUGAAAAUCGGAAUAAAUGUUUGUCUGACAUACAAGAAAAAAAGCAGAAACAAUCAAACCCAUCUGAACUCUCAAUCUAAUAAAAAUAAAAAGCCUUGAUUAAGAAAAUUAAAAGAAAUCCUAAUACAAAACCAACAGCAAGGUAUUAAUAAUAUUGUCAAACAAAUUCUCAGACCAGGAACAAUACAGCAGGAGAAAUAUUCUCAGAUUCCACAACGUUUAUCUAAAUGAAACAGUCGUAAAGCCUGGUGAAUCUUCUGAGACCAGAAAAAAAUCAACUGAUGAUGCAGUACUUGAAACCUGCCAGAAAAUUGGUCCCAUCAGUGUUAAAAUAUUAGAUAUAGACAGAAGUCAUACAACUGGAAAAGUUAAUAAGAAUGGCAAUUACCAAAUAAUCUGUAAAGUUGUGAGCUACAGAAACAAAAGUGUUGUCUACAAAACAAAUCUGAACUUAAGAAAGGAAAAACAGAAGACUUUAGUUUAAUUGUCAUUGAAGACCUACCCAAAUCAAGCAGCUUAUUAUAAACAGACUGGGGAAACUGAGGAAACUCAGGAAUUCAUCUGACUUUGUUGCUACUAUUAUACAAUUUGCUUGAUACAUGAACUCAUCUGACUAUCAUGUUACUUAAGAAAUAAUAUAUCUCAUUUAGUGAUUUGUCUCUAAGUAAAUCAUUGUUUGGAGUUAAGAUGAGUGGGAAUUAUAUCACGAGGGCUCAGCCCGAGUGACAUAAUAAUACGCAUCUGAACGACAAACAAUGAUUUUAUUGAAGAGCAAAUCACUAAAUGAUAUAUAUUAUUUCGAUUCUAACACGUUACCAAGGACUUUAAAGUACAUCCUUGACGACAUUCACUAAAUAUUUGCCCGUUUUCAACACUGGCACCAGAACAGAAAGAAAAUGCCUCUGUACAUGCAAUACCAACCCCCUAGGUAUUCUAUAAGAACCAUGGUCAUGAAGGGGAAAAUAUACUAACCCGUUUCAAUCGCACAUUUCAUACCUAAAACACGCAGUUCGGUAAAUGUGUACUAUUGAUAUCAAACAAGUGGUAAUUUAUCUUUCUUUUGUGUACCGGUCACAUUUCUUCAAUACAUUUUAUCUUAGAAAAACAACGCGUAGUUUAUAGUUAUUUCAACGUUACACAAAAAACUUGCUUGAACUUCCCUGGUGAAGUUCCGGUCUAGAUUACAAAACCAUUCUGAUUGGCUAAUGUGAAAAUGUAUGUCAAUCGUCAUUUUACUACACGUGUUCGCUAAAAUGUGAAAAUGCAGCAUAAAUGUGCAAAAUGAAUAAAAUAAACAGAACAGAUGCAGGCCAAUGUACGAUUUCAAAUUGAAGAUCAUUUUACAAGAUGAAUUUCAUUCAUCAUUUCGGGUUUUAUUGUAAAAAUGUGAUUUUUUUAAAUUCUGUUUUUGUUUGUUUACAUUUCGCCAAAUAUGUGCACACUGCCGUGACCUCUAGACCGGAAGUUCAUUAGGGAAGGUCAAGCAAGUUUUUUUCUGUAACGUUGACGAAAGCAUAAAAUAUGUUGAUAAUCUCAGCAAUAUGGAAUAUUGAGCCAACGUGACUGGUACACGAUGGAAGAUAAAUUAUCGCUUGUUUAAUAUACUAGGUACCCAUUCACCGAACUGCGCGUUUAAGUUGAGAAAUUUACGAUUGAAACGGGUUAGUAUAUUUUCCCGUUCAUGACCAUGGUUCUUAUAGAAUACCUAGGGGCAGGGUAUAACAUGUACAGAGGCAUUUUUCUUCUGGUCUGGCGCCAGUGGUUUUCAAUGGGGUUCUUUUCCAGAACGCCGCUAUAACCUUUUGACGCUAUGACGUAAUAAUUGUGACGUAAUAAUAAUGCACUGUUUUCAGCCUUCUUUGUUUAAUAGAAAAAUGAAUCGGAUCAUGCUUGAUACAUGAAUUUAUCUGACUAUGUUGUUACUGUUAUACAAUUUACUUGGUACUUUUACUCAUCUGACUAUGUUGUUAUUAUUAUACAAUGUGCUUGGUAAAUGAACUUAUCUGACUAUGUUGUUACUAUUAUACAAUUUGCUUGGUACAUGAACUCAACUGACGUAUAUUUUCUAUAUAUAAUGUAGGUACUAUGAAUUAUCAAUUUGCAUAUCAAAUUUAUCUAUUUAAACUACCUUACCUUCUUGCCACUAUACAUGAUCUCAUUUGACAAUGUUGUUAAUAAAAGGUAUGUUUUCUUGAUAAACUAUGUUAGGUACUACAAACAUGAAAUAUCAAUGUGGUACUACAUAUAUAAAUUAUUAUUUUGUAAACUCAA
Molecule: messenger RNA, 5400 nt
Organism: Mercenaria mercenaria
Lineage: Eukaryota; Metazoa; Mollusca; Bivalvia; Venerida; Veneridae
Exons: 6
Coding region: 180-2153 (657 amino acids)
Source: RefSeq, a predicted model, not a curated record